Molecule: messenger RNA, 1336 nt
Organism: Diachasma alloeum
Lineage: Eukaryota; Metazoa; Arthropoda; Insecta; Hymenoptera; Braconidae
Product: homeobox protein bagpipe
Exons: 3
Coding region: 207-1238 (343 amino acids)
Biological process (GO): cell differentiation; regulation of transcription by RNA polymerase II
Cellular component (GO): nucleus
Molecular function (GO): DNA-binding transcription factor activity, RNA polymerase II-specific; RNA polymerase II cis-regulatory region sequence-specific DNA binding
Source: RefSeq, a predicted model, not a curated record
CACACUCCGUCGAAAGGGUGCAAGCCGACGGUAACACUUCACUGGUGACAGUUUCGGUGAUUCAAAGUGAAUAAACGUGAUUGCAAGUUCAAUUGUGGUGGCGAAAAUCAAAGGAUUUUCAGCUCUCUGAUUCAAUGAAGAUUGUGCUCAGUUGAAUCGAGUUUUUUUUCCGAAUUAUUGGGGAUUGAUUGGGAAUUGGGUUUGCAAUGGCGACGGAAGAAAACAGAAGUCCUGCGAGUUCUCCGAAGCCAUCAUUAGUCGCGCAACCAACACCUUUCAGCAUCGAGGAUAUUCUCAGUCACUCGAAAACCCAGGGAGAAUCAACAGACAUCCGUCGCUCGAUGCCUGAGGAAUUCCCCGAAAAUUCUCUCCAUGGACACAAUUCGGAUUUCCCAGUGUACGACCGAAGCCCCUGCAGUUCCAUGGAGCACGACCCGAGAUUAUCCAAUCGCUCAGUAUUCCGGAAGGAACCGUCCUCACCCGAUUGUCAAGCGAGUGUUGUGCGAGAGUUGGAUCUUCUCCGCAGGAAUCUCGCCCAGGCGAAUCUAUCCAAUUUCGGGAAUCUUCCAAGAGCCAGUUUCGAUAAUUUCGAUCGUCUCGGCAUCACAUACAGGAAGAUGAAGGAGUCCGCGAAUCGCCAGCAGGACGAGGCUCUUGACAUGAGCAAGAGUAAAUAUCUAGACGACAUUGAGGACGAUCUUUACGAUUCUCAGACCCACGGGCAAUCUCUUCAAAACCGAAAGAAGAGAAGUAGAGCUGCUUUUUCCCAUGCCCAGGUCUAUGAAUUGGAGAGACGGUUCGCAGCGCAAAAGUAUCUCUCCGGACCGGAGAGGGCUGAUCUCGCGAGGGGGCUCAAGUUGACGGAGACACAAGUGAAAAUUUGGUUUCAGAAUCGAAGGUACAAGACUAAAAGACGUCAACAACAAGAAUUAGGCGCUCUGGUAAACUCAAACACUGCCAGAAGGGUAGCUGUGAGGGUACUGGUCCAUCCUGAUGAGCACCUGAGAGGGCUUCCACCCCUUCGCGGCUCAAAUCUCCAUCUCCCCGGGCAAAUCAGCUGUCCACCUCAAAUCCAUCCAUCCAAUAAAGCUUUAAACACGUUUCCUUACUACUGCCUUCCCUAUCACCCCCUCCUCUGUCCAUCUCUACAUUCGCCUCACAUACAAGUUCCGGGGAUUCCCGAGUUGGAGCAGAUUCCACGUGAUACCCAAAUAACAAAAAUCAAUCAUGAAAAAUAACUAGUUCCACCGGAUAAUUGAGAUUCACUGACACAAAUAAAUGUAAUGAGGGAGCAAAUUGUCUCGAUAUUUCAACUACGCGAUUUAGAUAAUUACGU